Molecule: messenger RNA, 648 nt
Organism: Rhizophagus irregularis DAOM 181602=DAOM 197198
Lineage: Eukaryota; Fungi; Glomeromycota; Glomeromycetes; Glomerales; Glomeraceae
Source: RefSeq, a predicted model, not a curated record
AUGACAUCUUCGAACACGAUUACAAGUUCUUGGGCUUCAUUGUCUGAUAGAGAUCAAGAUGAAUUUGACGCGGAAGAAGACAUUGAAGAAGAAGCAAAGAAGCUUAUGACUAGCAAUAGAGAUGCUGUUUUAUUUGUAAUCGAUGCAUCUUCCUCAAUGCUAAGAGCAAAUCAAUCUGAUGAAGCUACAGAGAUUCCGUUUCGUUCAGCAGUUCAAUGUGCUUCAGAAGUAAUGACUUCUAAACUUAUAUCCGAUACUACUACUGAUCUUAUUGGUGUAGUGUUUAUGGGAACGCAAAAAUCAUCAAAUACACUUCAAAAAGAACAUAUCUAUGUUCUCCAUAGUCUUGAUUCGCCUGAUAUUCAGAGAGUUAAAGAAUUAAACUAUAUUGCAUCAGGUGAUGUUGAUUUCGAUAAUGAAUAUGGUAGUACCGAUGAUGAAUAUCCAAUUGGCGAUGUAUUUUGGGUUUGCAGUGAAUUAUUCAAUAAAGAGACUUCUAAGACUCUAAAAACAAAAAGGAUAUUCUUGAUUACUGAUCAAGAUAACCCUCAUGUGUCAAAUUCAGUUUUAUACAGCACUGCGAUAACUCGCGCAAGAGUUUGUAUAUUUUUAAUAUUUAAUAUGUCCUUCUUUGAAGAUUUCUCUUAA